Messenger RNA from Symbiodinium sp. CCMP2592, 1953 nucleotides. Lineage: Eukaryota; Dinophyceae; Suessiales; Symbiodiniaceae. The record is from the annotation of a GenBank genome assembly.
AUGGCCUCCGCCUUAGCGAACAUCUUAAUAAACGAAGUGCUCGGAUACCAUGCGGUGGUACUUCCGGAGAAGCUCCCCGACAGUUUCGACGCGAUUCCUGCUCUAGCUGGCUGCACAGAUAAAGAUUGUUCCAGCCGGCAGGUGCGAAGCCACGUUGCGUUGGAUUUCUGGAUUUCCGACAAAAGCGCGGAGCUUCGCCGCUUCGAGACGGAGAACCCUGGCCUUAGCCCAGAGAACGUGGGAUCCAUGGGUUACGUGGGCGAGAACUCGCUCUGCGUGAAUGGUGCUGUACGGAAUGCAGCGUACAGCGCUGAAGGUUUAGCCCUGGAGUUCUACAAGAGCUACAAUGCGUCCUUCCACUCUGCGUAUCAGUUUUUCGAUCGUCUUUCCGAUCUUCGUGCAGACGAUUUUCUUCCGUGUAACACCAGCAACACCAAGUUUACACUGCAUGUACAGUUGGAGGCUUAUGUACGAUGGACCGGUGACUCAGAAGGCGUCGUCAAUGCCACCGAUGGGACGUUGAUGGCGAAGUGUCCGGACGACCGUUUUUGGAUUUCCCCGGCUUGCCGACACGACGUCGAGAAGUGCAUCCCAGUGGUGGCCGCGGGUGAUGGCUGGUUGGUGGGCGCAUUUAUGCAAUGGGCGGCAUUCCACGGCAUGCCCUUCGCCAUUGGGAUAUCGAAAGGCUUCCCGCAGUACGCGUCCAUGUCGGCGAAUGCCCGGACACUGUUUCAUUGCUGGUUGCCGGACGCUACCCACGUCCAGAUCGACCCAUCGUUGCUGCACUUUCCUCGCCACAAGGCCAUCGAAUGGGCAGAGAAUUAUUACCGGACUUCGGAUGCCCAAAGCAGCAUUGUCAAGUUCGUGUCGCGUGAUCUCCGAUCCCGAGCGCCGAAUGUCGUUAAGUUCUUAGAAAGCUUUGAGUUCGAGCUGACAGAGAUGCAGGACCUCCUGACCCAGGUAGUGGUGGGUGCAUCGGUUACAGAAGUUGCCUGCGAAUGGAUCCGCUCCCAGCGCAGUGUAUGGCAGAGGUGGGUUCCCAUUGAAACGCAAUGCUUACAAGGCUACGGACUCGCAGAUCCGCUCGGCGAGCAUGUUAGCACUCGGGCCCAGGCUACAGGUUGCAGCCUCUGCCCUGCUGGAAAGGCUUCCGAGCCCUACGCGGAUGAGCUCGGUCCCACGCACCGCUGCAUCCCCUGCAGACUUGGCACCUCACAGAGUACCUUUGGGGAGACGUUCUGCGGGCAAUGCGACAUAGGGACCUACGCCAACGAGGAAGGCAAAGCUUACUGCAGCCGAUGUCCCCUGGGACGCUACACGAACGCAUCAGGAGCGACCGACUGCGUUGCGUGCAGCGGAGGCAACCGAUCGACGACCCUGAAAGCAGUGAUGAAUGAUGGAAAAGAGAAGUGGAUCGAGGUCGAUGGCGCCGUUUCGGAAAGCUUCUGCGGCUGCGUCGAGGGCUGGUACUUGAGCAGCAAUGGUUUGUGCACACCUUGCAUGCGGGGCGCCCUUUGCCCUGGGUCCAUCGAAGUGGAGCUGCUGCCGGGAUACUUCGCCGUGGAGGAGGAGCCGGGCAACAUUUUCCGAUGCUUCGGUGACGGCUCCCGAUGUCCGGGCGGAGCCCUUGGAACCUGCGCCGAAGGUCGCGACCCUCGCUCUGUGACCUGCUACGAUUGUCUGCCGGGACUCCAAGCUCUCCGCGAUGGGACCUGCGGCCCUUGCACCGGCACUUCGUACGCCGUUAUUCUUUUGGCGGCCGUCGUGAUUGUGUGCCUCAUCGCCGUGCUUUACCUUUCCCUCAACGUAGAUGCUGACCGGGCCACUCAAGUGGCACACCUCUCCAUCGUCGCACUGGCCCUGAGUCAGCUUCUGACUGUGGCCCAGCAGCUCGCUGUUAUCAACAAGCUGCUCAGCUUUUCGUGGAUGUGUGAUUGGUAUCCUUCUUUUUAG